Messenger RNA from Cokeromyces recurvatus, 1081 nucleotides. Its product is annotated as FAM50A protein. Gene Ontology annotation, cellular component: nucleus. The record is from RefSeq and is a predicted model, not a curated record. Lineage: Eukaryota; Fungi; Mucoromycota; Mucoromycetes; Mucorales; Mucoraceae. Bases 38 to 1006 code for a protein of 322 amino acids. Gene Ontology annotation, biological process: chromatin organization. The transcript is spliced from 7 exons.
UUUUUUUUUUAAUAGCUGUCUUAAUUAAUUAGUGAAAAUGGAUUCAAAAGCUGAAGGUCUUCGUCAAACUAUGUUUGAGAAGCAAAGACAAAAAAUUUACGAAGAAUCUGAAAAAGAGCGUCAAAAAAAUGCAAAAUUGAGCGAAGUUCGUGUAGGAUCUGACAAGUUUGUCAAGACAAAAUCAGACAUUGAAUCGCAAUUAAAAAGUAGUACGAUUGGUUUAACUGAAUUAAAAGAUUAUCGAAAAAUUAGAGAAAAUUUGGAAGAACAACAAAAGCGAGAAGCUGCGAAAACUGCACCUUUAAGUGAUGAAAAGAGAAAAAAGAAGAAGAAGAAACAAAUUUUAAAGUUAUCAUUUGCUGGCGACGAUGACGACGAAGAAGAAGAAGAAGAGAAUGAUUAUGAAGAGAAUAAAAAAGAAACAAAGAAAAGAAGAUUCAUGAAAGAUCCUACAGUUGAUACAAGUUUCUUGCCAGAUAGAGAAAGAGAGGAACGAGAACGUAUUGAACGAGAAGAGCUUAGAAAAGAAUGGAUUGCAAAGCAAGAAAAAGUUAAAAAUGAGAGAAUCGAUAUUACCUAUUCAUAUUGGGAUGGUAGUGGACAUCGUAAAGUUGUGACAUGCAAGAAAGGAGAUACGAUUCAGCAAUUUUUAGAAGCCUGUCGUCAACAAUUUCCUCAGUUACGUGGUGUAAAUACAGAUAACUUGUUAUAUGUUAAAGAAGAUCUUAUAAUUCCUCAUCAUUAUACUUUUUAUGACUUCAUCAUAAAUAAGGCAAGAGGUAAAUCUGGACCUUUAUUCAGUUUUGAUGUCCAUGAAGAUAUUCGUUUUGUCAAUGAUGCAACCAUAGAAAAAGAUGAAUCUCAUGCAGGUAAAGUGGUGGAAAGGGCUUGGUAUGAAAGAAAUAAACAUAUUUUUCCUGCAAGUCGAUGGGAAGUUUUCGAUCCAGCAAAAUCAUAUGGAAAAUAUAGAAUUAAAGAUAGCAAGAAUAAUGUUCUUAGUAUUUAGAAAUAACAUAAAAUCAUUACAAUUGAUUAGUAAAAUUUACUAAUGAAUAAAAUAUGCAUGUAAGAUUACAAAUAA